Stegodyphus dumicola is the source of this 3215-nucleotide messenger RNA. It is a transcript of the gene jp, whose product is annotated as junctophilin. Gene Ontology annotation, cellular component: endoplasmic reticulum membrane; plasma membrane; junctional membrane complex. The record is from RefSeq and is a predicted model, not a curated record. Lineage: Eukaryota; Metazoa; Arthropoda; Arachnida; Araneae; Eresidae.
UUCCGUACGCUGUAUGCGAUUCUAGUCGCGAUCAAGGUAACUUAACGCACACACAGUGGAUGAUGUGGUCGUGGUGGCUCAGGCAAUGUGAAGAAGAAAAUGUGCGAGUGAGUAUGGCAGAAUAAGACUGCACAUGCGUAAUGAUGAGCCAAUAACUCCGGCAAAACCUCCCGCUUCGAACAGAGUGGUUCGGUCCGACACCGCUCUGGAACGUUUUAAAGAAGGAAACAGAGAAGAGGAGAGAGGACUUUAAAAACAAACAAACAAAAAUCUUUGCAAGGGGGAGCUUUGGAAGCAUGUCUACUGUCGUGUGCCGUGCUCCCCCCGGCUUUCUUUUAGUUACCACCCAAGUUCGGGUACAAGCUAUUCUGGAAAAGCACCCAAAGUGUUGAAAGCAAUGGUCCCCAGAAUCUGAAGUUGGGUGCCAUCUAACGAUGGCAGGGGGUCGAAGUGAAACUGUGCCGGGUGGGAGGUUUGAUUUUGAUGAUGGUGGCACGUAUUGCGGUGGUUGGGAGGAUGGGAAAGCACACGGCCAUGGUGUCUGUACAGGCCCAAAAAGCCAAGGAGAAUACAGUGGAUCCUGGCACUUUGGUUUUGAGGUGUCCGGUGUCUACACAUGGCCGAGCGGCAGCACGUUCGAGGGCCAGUGGCAGAAUGGCAAGCGGCAUGGUUUGGGGGUGGAAACGAGGGGUCGGUGGACGUAUCGCGGCGAGUGGACGCAGGGAUUCAAAGGACGCUACGGCAUUCGGCAGAGUGUUAGCUCAGGAGCUAAGUACGAGGGCACCUGGGCCAACGGACUGCAGGAUGGAUAUGGAUCCGAAACCUAUGCAGACGGAGGCACUUUUCAGGGGCAGUGGAUGCGAGGAAUGCGCCAUGGGUACGGAGUGCGGACGAGCGCGACUUUCGGCCUUGCAUCGCACUACCGUCCGAAAAGUGCGCGCGGAUCCCUUUCAUCCAUUCCGGCGAGUGAGCAAGCGGACCCAGCCAGCGAUCGAGACCGAAAGAUCGACGAUUUUCGAGGGGGUUUCGUUCUCAAAUCUCGAAGCGACGAACCACCCGCCCGAAGAAGGUCCCUUGUCGAGAAGUCCACCAAUCUGAAGAAAUCCAUCUUGCAGGGGCUGAAGAUCAAGAAACAGCGGAGCACAGGGGACAUCGACCGGCGGGGGGUGAGCUCGAUCCGAAGCUCGGGUUCGAACCUAAGUUCUGCGAGCUCCGAGUCGAGUCACUCUGGGAUGGCGCACAGCCAGGCGGGCUCCAUACACACUGACAGCAACGUCAGUUUCGUUAGCCAGGACGAACUGUGUGAUGCCGCCGUCACCGAGACCUAUAUGGGCGAAUGGAAGAACGACAGGCGAUGUGGAUUUGGAAUCGCGGAGAGAUCGGAUGGAUUGAAAUACGAAGGGGAAUGGUAUAACAACAAGAAAUACGGUUACGGUGUUACGACACUAAAGGAUGGCACAAGGGAAGAGGGCAAGUACAAGAAUAACGUGCUAGUCUCAUCUGGCAAGAAAAAACAUCUUUUCAUGUUGCGAUCGGCUAAGUUCAAAGAGAGGAUAGACGCCGCCGUAAAUGCUGCGCACAGAGCUUCCCAAAUAGCUCUGCAGAAAGCGGAUAUUGCAAUAUCCAGAACGGCAACUGCCCGCGGUAAAGCCGAACAGGCUGAUAUAGCAGCUCUCCAUGCUCAGGAGGAUUCAAACAUUGCCAGACUAAUUGCCAAGCAGUUUGAUCCAGAUGCCAAAAUGCCAGAUAUGGUGAAGAAUAAGUUCUCCGACAGACUGAAUCCCAAUUCGUCAACGAGAAUUCCAUUCACCAACAUCAGUAAUCAAACACUAUCGCCCCAAACUCCUGACAGCUCAAGGACAGAGUCCCCGCUGGACACACCAAAACGAACUCUUUCCUCUCGAGCUUUGAGCACGGGAACUCCCACGCAGCAGCCCAGGUAUGCAGCCUCACCACCUGUGACCGGAAUGCAACAACAGCAGUCCCAAGUGAGAACAGACUCAUACGCAACGCAAAAUAAUCCUCAGCAAGAUAGGUUCAGGGCUCAGACGCCUCAGAUGCAGUCACAGUAUAUGAACCAACAGAGUGCAGUAACUAUGAACCAAACAGGGUACUCCAGUGCUCAACAGGGAUUAGGUCAAAAACAAGACCCUAGGUAUAUGCCUCAGCAGAUGAUGACGCAAGAUAGGUAUCCUGCACAACAACAAACACCAUCUCAGCAGCCUUAUAUCAAUCAAAAUCAAGGAUAUGGUGCUUAUCCAAGUAACGUGUCUCCUCAAGUUCCGCAGCAGAUGCUCCAGCCUCAGUAUCAAAUGCAGAAAAUUAACUCAAAUUAUUUAGGUCCUUCUGGAGCUCCUGGUAUGGGACAUGACCCUCCUGUAGUGCCUAAUCGUCAGGGUUCUUUUCGUCGUAGACCAAGUGCUAGAGAUACUGGUGUUGGAGGCGGGUAUUCGAUUCAGCAAGCCAUGGGUGAUCAUUUCGACCAUUAUAGGCAAGAACCACGACCAAGAAAUGUGAUCAAGCAUGGGAGGAGAAUACCUUCGCCUGCGAGAAGUGGAUUAAGCAGAGAGAUGACACCCAUGAGUGGUCUGUUCAGCCAACAACAGUACCACCCAUCGUCUAGAAUGAGCUAUGGACCGGACGCUACGCCUGAUUCCGGAGUUUCCGAAAGUAUGGAUGGUGACGAAUUGUCUCCAGCCCGAUUUGGUAGGAAAUCCCAGAUGCCGCCGAUGAUUUACGGUGAUAGUCAGGCGUCCAGUCUAUUGAGUUUUGCACCCAGUGAAGAGGAUGGUCGAACCAUGAGUCCAACUAUGAGCAGCAUAGGAAUAGACAGUGAGCUGGGUUCCGAAGCUUCCACUGGAAGCAAUUUCCCUCGGACAGCAUCUCUCUAUGUGAAUCCCCCAAGCCGACGGAAACAAGAUGUGCCUUCAGGAGGUAAGGGCGAGGGAGUGCAUAAGAGGAAAAAAAGUAUGCCUCAUGGGCCAAAAGAAUUAGGAUCACCACCAAAAGUUAUUCCUCGGGAAGAAGUGGCAUAUCUUAGUUCCCAGAGAAGGGAAGAAGUCAGGAGGAUGCAAUACGAAGCUGAGAGGCUGAGGUCAAAUCCUUUGUUAUAUCUUGUAAGACCAGAUUUAAAGGUAAGCUACAUUUCAUUCCCUUAUAUCAUUAUUUUUUCAUAUCCUAACAUUAUGCCGAAGCUAUAAAUCUGCAAAAUGCUC